This is a messenger RNA of Fusarium graminearum PH-1, 1155 nucleotides long. RefSeq lists its product as uncharacterized. Gene Ontology annotation, cellular component: membrane. Gene Ontology annotation, biological process: arachidonate metabolic process. Lineage: Eukaryota; Fungi; Ascomycota; Sordariomycetes; Hypocreales; Nectriaceae. The coding region runs from base 1 to 1155 and encodes 384 amino acids. The record is from RefSeq and is a predicted model, not a curated record. The transcript is spliced from 4 exons.
AUGUCUUCAGAUUCUACCAAAGAGCUCAAGUUUCUGUCACUUGAUGGAGGCGGCGUCAGGGGUCUCUCGUCUCUGUUCAUUCUCAAGAAUGUCAUGGAAAGAGUGGGAUCUAAGAUGAAGAGGAGAGAUCUACAACCAUAUCAAUAUUUUGAUCUUAUCGGUGGAACAAGCACUGGCGGUAUCAUCGCAUUGAUGCUUGGCCGGAUGAGAAUGAGCAUCGACGAUUGUAUCACUGAGUACCAAAGGCUGGGCAGCAUUGUCUUUGGCAAGCGACGCCAUGGCGAGUACAUGUUCGAUGAGAAGGUCCUUGUUCGUGAGACGAAAGCUGUAGUAUUGAAGUACUUGGGCAACGAGGAUGCUCCGCUUUUGGAUCCCCUUGAAGAUGAUGCCUGCAAAACCGUUGUCUAUACCUUGCCAUUCAAGAACGCAGUCCAGCAAUCGGCCACAGCGCUACGCACUUACAUCAAUGAAGACAAAGAUCCGAACCCGAAGAAAUGGACAAUAUGGGAGGCUGUCAGAGCUACGUCAGCCGCAACAACAAUUUUUGAGCCUUUUAUCCACGGCCCACCUGGAAAGCAAAUUCGAUACAUUGAUGCAGGUUUUGGAUACAACAACCCGAGUGAUCUCAUCCUACAAGAGGCUAGAAGUCUUUGGGAGGGAGAUCACUAUCUGUCCCUCCACACAGAUGUAGGAGUAUUCCUCAGCCUCGGAACAGGCAUGGGUGAAAUCGUCCGGAUGGACAACGACACCGUCAUGGAAGGUCUCUCUGCGAAGAUCCGUGCUCCCGUCAAAGCCAUCGAGGUCAUGAAGAAUAUUGUCACCGGCACAGCUACCAUCCACAGGAAUGUAGCCGAGCAAUUCGGAAUCAACAGCGUUCGCUAUUAUCGCUUUAAUGUGGACCAUGGCCUUGAAGCUGUGAAGCUGUUCGAUUACAAGAAGACUGAAGAUAUGGAAGUCGACACGUUGGCAUAUCUUGACAAGAUUGAGGUUGGAAAGGAGUUGAAGAGAUGUGUGGAAGUUAUGAAAGUCCUUCCAUUGAGGGAACCAAGUCUACUCGACAACCAGAACGAAGAGGCGAAUGUGUACAGCUUGGGAGCAAAUGGAAGUCCAGAGGAACAAAGGCUUAUGGACAGACUCAAUGCUUUGAGGAUGUAG